AGUGCGUUAGUUUCCAAUUUGUGGUAAAUUUGCAGCACGUGUUGAACAAAGACAGUUGUUAACUAAAGCUUAGAACUUCUGGAUCACGUCAGUCAGAGAUGGACGCAGAUCUGUAUGACGAGUUCGGGAACUACAUCGGCCCAGAGCUAGACAGUGAUGAUGAUGAAGAUGAGGAAGAAGAUCAUGAUGAUGAGAUGGCCGACUACGGGGGACAGAUGGAUGAUGAGGAAGGGGCGAUGGACCAGGACGAUGCUGAUGAUGGUGGAGACAUGCAGGUAGUUCUUCACGAGGACAAGAAAUAUUACCCCACCCCUGAGGAGGUGUUUGGUCCGGAGGUUGAGACAAUUGUACAAGAAGAAGACACCCAGCCUCUAACAGAACCAAUCAUCGCACCAGUAAAGAAGAAGAAAUUUGCCAUGGCAGAGCAAGACUUACCCUCCACAGUCUACAACAUGGAGUUUCUGGCAGACCUGAUGGACGUACCAGGGUUGAUCAGAAACGUCACACUCUGCGGUCAUUUGCAUCAUGGGAAGACAACGUUUAUUGAUGCUUUGAUCGAGCAGACACAUCCUGAGCUGCGAGCUACUGAGGAUAAAGAGAUGCGAUACACAGACACUCUCUUCACUGAACAGGAGCGAGGUGUCAGCAUUAAGUCUUCACCUGUCACUCUGGUCAUGCAGGACUCGAAGAGCAAAUCCUACCUGAUGAACCUGUUUGACACGCCAGGUCAUGUGAAUUUCUCUGACGAGGUGACGGCAGCGUUCCGCCUCAGCGAUGGGUGUGUCAUCUUUGUGGACGCAGCAGAAGGGGUGAUGCUGAACACUGAACGCCUGAUCAAGCAUGCUGUUCAGGAGAAAAUGGCUGUCACCAUCUGUAUCAACAAAGUUGAUCGACUUAUCCUAGAGUUAAAGCUGCCACCGACAGAUGCCUACUACAAACUCAGGAAUAUUCUGGAUGAGGUCAACAGUAUCAUCAGUUUGUAUGCUGAAGACACUGAGAACAGACGAGUGUCACCCAUCCUGGGCAACGUCUGUUUUGCCAGCUCGUACUACCGAUUCUGCUUUACCCUGGGCUCAUUUGCUAAGAUCUACUCCGACACCUACGGAGGUAUCAACGAAGUGGAAUUCGCACGAAGACUUUGGGGCGAUAUCUAUUUUAAUGGAAGAACGAGAAAGUUCACAAAGAAGCCGCCGCACAGCACCUCACAGAGAAGCUUUGUGGAAUUCAUUCUAGAGCCUCUGUACAAGAUAUUUGCGCAGAUCAUAGGAGAUGUGGAUGAGUGCUUGCCACGACUUUGUGAUGAAUUGGGCAUCUCACUGACGAAGGAAGAGAAGAAAAUAAACAUUCGCCCGCUUUUACGACUGAUUUGUCGUAGGUUCUUUGGGGAUUUUACAGGAUUGGUGGAUAUGUGUGUGGAGCACAUUGGGUCACCGCAAGACAACGCCCGUAGCAAAGUCGAGCACAUCUACACAGGAGACAUCGACACAGAGCUGGCUGAUGCCAUGUUUGCUUGUGAUCCUGAUGGACCUCUCAUGAUGCACACGACAAAGCUGUACCCAACACAGGACGCCACAAGUUUUCACGUGUUUGGUCGUGUGAUGAGCGGAACGCUUCAGGCCAAUCAGGAUGUGAAGAUUCUCGGGGAGAACUACACAUUACAAGAUGAGGAGGACUCACGAUUUGGUCAGGUCGGCAGACUCUGGAUCGCCGAGUCAAGGUACAAAGUGGAGGUGAAUCGAGUGCCUGCGGGGAACUGGGUGCUGAUUGAGGGCAUCGACCAACCCAUUGUGAAAACCUCCACCAUUACAGAUGUGUCUGGCAAUGAAGAGGCAUACAUAUUUCGUCCACUAAAGUUCAACACCAACUCUGUCAUCAAAAUAGCUGUGGAGCCUGUGAACCCGUCAGAGUUGCCAAAGAUGUUGGAUGGACUGAGGAAGGUUAACAAGAGUUAUCCCCUCUUGAAUACAAAGGUGGAAGAGUCCGGGGAGCAUAUUGUGCUGGGGACAGGAGAGCUCUACCUGGACUGUGUUAUGCAUGAUCUGAGGAAAAUGUACUCUGAGAUAGAUAUAAAAGUAGCAGAUCCAGUGGUAUCAUUUUGUGAGACUGUCGUGGAAACAUCAUCGCUAAAAUGUUUUGCAGAAACUCCAAACAAAAAGAACAAGGUAACCAUGAUUGCUGAGCCACUUGAGAAGGGGCUGGCUGAGGACAUUGAGAACGAGGUGGUUCAGAUUUCAUGGCCCAGGAAGAGGCUGGGCGAAUUUUUCCAGACAAAAUACGACUGGGAUUUGUUGGCAGCCAGGUCUAUCUGGGCUUUUGGGCCAGAUGUGACGGGGCCCAAUAUCCUGGUUGAUGACACGUUGCCAUCAGAGGUUGACAAAGGAUUGCUGGGUGCUGUGAAGGACAGUAUUGUGCAGGGCUUUCAGUGGGCCACCAGGGAGGGGCCUCUCUGCGAUGAACCCAUCAGGAAUGUGAAGUUUAAAAUCCUUGAUGCAGUGAUAGCCCAGGAACCAAUCCACAGAGGUGGUGGACAGAUCAUUCCCACAGCUAGGAGAGUGGCCUAUUCUGCUUUCCUCAUGGCGACACCGCGAAUGAUGGAGCCGUAUUUCUUUGUGGAGGUGAUGGCGCCAGCUGAUUGUGUGUCUGCUGUCUACACUGUCCUGGCCAGGCGAAGAGGUCACGUUACCCAGGAUGCACCUGUACCAGGUUCCCCGCUGUACACCAUCAAGGCAUUCAUUCCUGCCAUAGACUCCAUGGGGUUUGAAACGGACUUGCGAACUCACACCCAGGGCCAGGCCUUCUGUCUGUCUGUCUUCCACCAUUGGCAGAUUGUACCCGGUGACCCGCUGGACAAAAGCAUCAUUAUCCGUCCUCUGGAGCCUCAGCCAGCCACACACCUGGCCAGGGAGUUCAUGAUCAAGACACGCAGACGCAAGGGUCUCAGUGAAGACGUCAGCAUCAACAAAUUCUUUGACGAUCCUAUGUUGUUGGAAUUGGCUAAGCAGGAUGUGAUGCUUAUCCCAUGUGAAUUGUCUCGCAAGUCGCGUGAAGACAGCGGUGUCUAAUCCAGUGCCCCGGUGCCCUGGUGUCAUGGGGACGAGAGAUUCGUGUAUAUCCUCAGUCAUUUGGAUCAUGUCAGUGGAUCAACCAAUCAGAUUUGUACAUAGUUUCAUACCUAAAAGACUUGAGUCACUGACUGCUCCUGCUGGGGAGAACUGAGAACUUCAUCCAGAGAUUUUUUUCAUCAACUUAAGAUGACUCAGCCUUCAUCCAGGGAUAUUUUCAUCAACUUAUAAAGAUGAUUCAAAAGACUGACUCCUCCUGCUGGGAAGAACUGAGAACUUCAUCCAGAGAUAUUUUUCAUCAACUUAAGAUGACCUUCAUUUAGCGGUAGUUUUCAUCGACUUGACAUGACUCAACCUUCAUCCAGAGAUACUUUUCAUCAGUUAAGAUGACUCAGAAAUACAUGUACUUUUCAGUAACUUUUAGCGUGACUCAGUCUUCAUCCAGAGUUAUUUUGAGGUAAGGAUGAACCUGGAUCCGUGGAUACAUUUCAUAAACUUGAAGCACGACUCACUUUAUGAGGAAUUGUCUCGGAUCAACCUUGACCUCAAACUCCCGCACUCUCGUAUUCAUAGGGUGUAUGUAGGACAUUGUAUACUGGUACAACAUCUGCUGCUUAUUGGCAUAUAUAAAUUGUAACAUUACUGUCUAUGUUUUUGUGACGGUUGUAUUUCUGCUGUAGUGAUUACCCAGUUCUUGGAAUUCUGGGUCACAUAAAUUCUCUGCCUAGAACUCUGCUGAGCUAUCUUUUUUACCUGAAGAAGACACUUCAAUAUGUACUGUCGCAAGGGUAUGGCUGAGAUAUUGCCGAUGUGGCGUUGAGCCAUAAGCAUUCAUUAAUUAUGUACUACUUUUAUCCUCCCACCAUAAUGCUGGACACCGUCAUAUAAGUGAAAUAUUCUUGAGUACGGCGUAAAAUACCAAUCAAAUAAAAAAAAAAAAUACUGUUUUAACACCUUUCACAUUAUUAAUAUUCUUGUAUCUAGAGCAGAUUCCAGAAGGCCAGUUUUGAAAUUUGAAACAAAAUUUUGGAGCUUAUUUUUGAGCCUUGUAAAUUAAAAUUGGCCACCUCGCCAUAUUGAAACAGAUGUGUCCAAAUUUUAACUUCCAUUUCUGAAAACUAAACAUUGUGAGAAACGCUAUAAAUUUUGACUUAAGUCAGAAAAAAUCUUUGUUGAGUCGGCCCCUGCUAUGUAAACACGGCCAUUCUUAAAAAACCUUUUGUUACGUACAACCCAAUUGUAUGAGGAAAAAAAUGAGGCCAGUCGGGCAAGAAUU
Molecule: messenger RNA, 4338 nt
Organism: Liolophura sinensis
Lineage: Eukaryota; Metazoa; Mollusca; Polyplacophora; Chitonida; Chitonidae
Product: 116 kDa U5 small nuclear ribonucleoprotein component-like
Biological process (GO): mRNA splicing, via spliceosome
Cellular component (GO): cytosol; U2-type catalytic step 2 spliceosome; U4/U6 x U5 tri-snRNP complex
Molecular function (GO): GTPase activity; U5 snRNA binding; GTP binding
Source: RefSeq, a predicted model, not a curated record